AAAGAAAAAGAAGACUUCUUUGCCAAGAGGGACAAGAAGAAGAAGAAGAAGGAACGGAGCAACCGAGCAGCGGCUAACCCGGCGGCACAAGCGGCCGGUUGGGAGCCAGAAGGGGCGACGGAGGGAUGGGCGGGAAGCGGGCCUGGCGAUGGCUGGACAGGAACUGGGAUCAGGUCGGGGGAUGGUGGCAUCUCGGGCGUCGGGACCAGGUCCGGAGAUGGCAGGCUCACCAGAACGGGAACCAGGCCAGGAGAUGGUGGCAUCUUGGGCUCUGGGGCCAUCAAGGCUGUGACAAAGGAUGAAGAUGAAUGGAAAGAAUUUGAACAAAAAGAGGUCAGUUACAGUGGACUCAGAGUUCAAGCGAUGCAAAUAAGUGAAAAGGAAGAUGAUGAUAAUGAAAAGAGAGAAAAUCCAGGAGAUAACUGGGAAGAAGGUGGAGGUGGUGGAGGUGCAGAAAAAUCUUCAGGUCCCUGGAAUAAAACUGCUCCGGUACAGGCACCUCCUGCUCCAGUAAUUGAGACCCCAGAACUGGCAAUGCCUAGUGGUGUGUACAGGCCUCCUGGGGCCAGGUUAACCACAACAAGGAAACCACCACAAGGACCACCAGAAAUAUACAGCAAUAGGCAGUUCCCGUCCCUGCAGUCCACUGCCAAGCAUGUAGAAAGUCGGAACAGGUACUUAAAAUGAAUGCUACCUGGAUUAAAUGACCACAUAUGGCACAUCUACAUCUUAUUUAGGGACAUGAAUUUUUUUAAGUAAAUAAAGUGGGAAGAAAUGUAAAUGUUAUCAGAUGGAAACUUUUUUGGGGUGGCUUUUAAAGUAAAUCCCAGCCUUUUCAUCUCAAUGAGAGCACAACUGGCUUGAAUUUAGACCUCCACUUGGACUUGCUUCUCCACGCUGUCUGACAAACUAUAUAAGGGACUCUGGGAGGGCAGUGACUUGCCACACACAUCUUUCUUUACUUGAUCUAAUCAGACCUACUCCCCUACAGUAGA
Molecule: messenger RNA, 995 nt
Organism: Jaculus jaculus (lesser Egyptian jerboa)
Lineage: Eukaryota; Metazoa; Chordata; Mammalia; Rodentia; Dipodidae
Product: protein CDV3 homolog
Exons: 1
Cellular component (GO): cytoplasm
Source: RefSeq, a predicted model, not a curated record